CUCUCUCUCUCUGUGGUCGGCGAAAGAGAGGGAGGGAGGGAGGGAGACAGAGACAGAGACAGAGACAGAGAGAAUUGGCACAGUCGGAGGUCAGCUUCCGAUAUAAAGCGAGGGAGCAGAAUCGAGUUCGACGAAGAUCCAUUAGAGAAAGAACCAAUAAAGGGUCUCCCCAAAUUCUAUCCUUUACGGCCGCCUCCACUCCGUUUAAUUUCGGGAGGGGUUCAUUGAGGCGAGCGUGAGAGUCCCUUGAGCUGGGAGUCCGCCUGCAACCUCUGCUCUAUCAUCAUGGCUUGCAGGCUUGCGGACUCUGUGUUCCUCUUCAAGGGCCCUCAUCAGAGCUCAAUCCGUACUCAACUGAUUUCUUCCCAUACUUCACCAGGCAUAUGCUAUUUGAAGUUGGAAGACCCUUUAAAGAAGGGAAUCAAACAUAAAAGAUAUUCCUUUUCCGCAAAGAGGGUUCAAAUCGUGAGAGCUGUGGCUGUUCCUGUGGCCCGGCCUCCUGCAGAGAGUUCUUCAGUAGACAAUGCUGAGUAUCGGAAGCAAUUGUCUGAGAGUUAUGGGUUCAGGCAAAUCGGGGAACCCCUCCCUGAAGAUGUCACGUUGAAGGAUAUCAUGAAUUCCCUUCCCAAAAAGGUAUUUGAAAUUGAUGAUUUGAAAGCAUGGAAGUCGGUUUUGAUUUCUGUUACUUCAUAUGCUUUGGGACUCUUCAUGAUUGCAAAAGCUCCAUGGUACCUUCUCCCUUUGGCUUGGGCGUGGACAGGAACUGCCAUUACAGGAUUCUUUGUCAUAGGCCACGAUUGUGCUCACAAAUCGUUUGCACGGAACAAACUACUGGAAGAUGUAGUUGGAACACUUGCAUUUCUUCCUCUGAUAUAUCCGUACGAGCCAUGGAGAUUCAAGCACGAUCAGCAUCAUGCAAAAACAAACAUGUUGUCUGCAGAUACAGCUUGGCAUCCCGUGUGGAAAGAGGAAAUUGAAUCCUCUUCUCUUCUUCGUAAAGCGCUAAUGUAUGGAUAUGGGCCACUUCGUCCUUGGAUGUCCAUUGCUCACUGGUUAGGGUGGCACUUUGAUUUGAGCAAGUUCAGAUCCAACGAAUUGAAGAGGGUGAAGAUCAGCUUGGCUUGUGUUUUUGCAUUCAUGGCGAUUGGUUGGCCUUUGAUUAUUUAUAAAACGGGCAUUGUGGGAUGGAUCAAGUUUUGGUUAGUGCCAUGGUUGGGCUAUCACUUCUGGAUGAGUACUUUCACGAUGGUCCACCAUACAGCGCCUCAUAUACCAUUCAAGUCUUCCGAAGAAUGGAAUGCUGCUCAGGCACAGCUUAACGGAACUGUCCACUGUGAUUAUCCAAAUUGGAUUGAAAUUCUGUGCCAUGAUAUCAAUGUCCACAUCCCCCAUCACAUAUCCUCAAGGAUUCCAAGCUAUAACCUUCGAGCAGCUCACAAAUCUCUUCAAGAGAACUGGGGAAAGUAUCUGAACGAGGCCACGUGGAACUGGCGUUUGAUGAAGACUAUAAUGACGAUUUGCCAUGUCUACGAUAAGGAGCAGAACUACUUAGCAUUUGACGAGCUAGGGUACAAGGAUGCAAAGCCCAUUACAUUCCUCAAACAAGUAAUGCCUGACUAUGCUUGAUUCGUUGUUCCCUCACUGUAGAGCUCGAGACUGCUAAUUCUAGAUUCUUGGACAAUACUUCUCAUUGUUUCUACCAACUAAUGGUAUGUCAUUUUCUGCAAGUUAUUGUAUGAUUUUCCAAUGUAUCGAACAGUUCUUCGGUGAUACUUGGUACUGAGAGUAAAGAAGAAAUCAAGCAAAGAUACUUCAGAAUA
Messenger RNA from Punica granatum (pomegranate), 1820 nucleotides. The record is from RefSeq and is a predicted model, not a curated record. Lineage: Eukaryota; Viridiplantae; Streptophyta; Magnoliopsida; Myrtales; Lythraceae.